This is a messenger RNA of Danaus chrysippus (African queen), 2794 nucleotides long. The record is from the annotation of a GenBank genome assembly. NCBI's taxonomy places the organism in Eukaryota, Metazoa, Arthropoda, Insecta, Lepidoptera, Nymphalidae.
AUUAAUAUUACCAUUCCUCAUCGUGUCACUUGUGUCUACGAGUUUCGAAGCAAGUAUAUCCUUCCCUAAUGAUAAACUGGAUGCCGCGACUGACUGGUUGAACAGAGUUUAUGAAAUGAACAACACUGGAGCGGUUUUGGAUAGAUUUGGUAACAAACAACAAGAACCCACAGAGAGAUUUUGUGUAUCGUUAAAGCAAAGAAACGGCACCUGUGUUGCUAAAGAACUGUGUUUGGAACAUGAACCAGAUGUUGAUCCUACAAAAUUAUUCAUUCCCAGAGAAAGGAGUGCUUGCACCCCAUCUGAGUACUGUUGCUUUAAGAGUUCGUUAACAAAGGCUAGAGAAGUACCUGGGGAGACUUCCAACAAGUCUGGUACAGGACGUAAGUCGUGUUUGACUGAUAAAAGUGAACAAGGAGUAUGUGUCAGGAAGUCAUCAUGCGUCAACGCUGUUCAAACAAUUGAUCCUACAAUGAAUUUCAAUCUCAGAGAACGUGACUUAUGCCACUAUCUGGAGACCUGCUGUUUGGAGAAGAAUAUCAAAAGGAAAGCCGUGAAACCGAUGCGCCAACAAAACACUGGCUGCGGCUGGAGCAAUCCUGGAGCUAACGUGUUCAGGAAGAAGAACUCAGCUAUAGGUUUUGCAGAUUACGGAGAAUUCCCGUGGAUGGUGGCUUUGAUCAAGAAGGGGACUGGAAAAGAUGGUUUCAACGAAAGCUACGCUGGUGGAGGAGUUCUCAUCCAUCCAUCAGUUGUCAUGACAGCAGCGCAUAAAGUUGUUAAUUUCAAACCAGAAGAGAUAAAAAUCCGAGCCGGCGAAUGGGAUACUCAAACAGAUAAAGAAGUAGCACCUUAUCAGGAGAGAGAUGUUUCCAAGAUUAUAAUACACGAAGGACACAAUGACGAUCAACACAACGAUGUAGCGCUUCUUAUUCUCAAGUCGCCGGUAGAUUUAUCAGAUGCUCCUCAUAUAGCUAUUGGUUGCUUAGCAUCUCGUCUCCCGCCACCUGGAACGAAAUGUUUCAGCAUGGGUUGGGGAGAAGAUUUCCUCAAUGACAACAAAUACGCCGUCGUUUUAAAGAAGGUGGAAUUACCUUUGGUAGAAGCAUCACAGUGUGAGAGUAUUUACAAACGUACGAUUCUUUCGAGUGCUUAUGUCCUGGAUAAAACCUUGACGUGUGCAGGAGGGGAGCAGGGAGUCGAUACAUGUCAUGGAGAUGGAGGAAGUCCACUAGUGUGUCCAAUUAAGGGUCAGCCUGAUAGGUUUGAAGUAGUGGGUCUGGUGGUUUACGGCGUGGCUUGUGGAACUGGAGGUUUACCAGGAGUAUAUCUGAACGUUCCACAAGUUUACAACUGGGUCGGUCAACAGCUCGAAAAGGAAUCAUUAAUAUUACCAUUGCUCAUCGUGUCACUUGUGUCUACGAGUUUCGAGGCAAGUAUAUCCUUCCCUAAUGAUGCACUGGAUUCCGCGACUGACUGGUUGAACAGAAUUUAUGAAAUGAACAACACUGGAGCGGUUUUGGAUAGAUUUGGUAACAAACAACAAGAACCCACAGAGAGAUUUUGUGUAUCAUUAAAGCAAAGAAACGGCACCUGUGUUGCUAAAGAACUGUGUUUGGAACAUGAACCAGACGUUGAUCCUACAAAAUUAUUCAUUCCCAGAGAAAGGAGUGCUUGCACCCCAUCUGAGUACUGUUGCUUUAAGAGUUCGUUAACAAAGGCUAGAGAAGUACCUGGGGAGACUUCCAACAAGUCUGGUACAGGACGUAAGUCGUGUUUGACUGAUAAAAGUGAACAAGGAGUAUGUGUCAGGAAGUCAUCAUGCGUCAACGCUGUUCAAACAAUUGAUCCUACAAUGAAUUUCAAUCUCAGAGAACGUGACUUAUGCCACUAUCUGGAGACCUGCUGUUUGGAGAAGAAUAUCAAAAGGAAAGCCGUGAAACCGAUGCGCCAACAAAACACUGGCUGCGGCUGGAGCAAUCCUGGAGCUAACGUGUUCAGGAAGAAGAACUCAGCUAUAGGUUUUGCAGAUUACGGAGAAUUCCCGUGGAUGGUGGCUUUGAUCAAGAAGGGGACUGGAAAAGAUGGUUUCAACGAAAGCUACGCUGGUGGAGGAGUUCUCAUCCAUCCAUCAGUUGUCAUGACAGCAGCGCAUAAAGUAGUUAAUUUCAAACCAGAAGAGAUAAAAAUCCGAGCCGGCGAAUGGGAUACUCAAACAGAUAAAGAAGUAGAACCUUAUCAGGAGAGAGAUGUUUCCAAGAUUAUAAUACACGAAGGACACAAUGACGAUCAACACAACGAUGUAGCUCUUCUUAUUCUCAAGUCGCCGGUAGAUUUAUCAGAUGCUCCUCAUAUAGCUAUCGGUUGCUUAGCAUCUCGUCUCCCGCCACCUGGAACGAAAUGUUUCAGCAUGGGAUGGGGAGAAGAUUUCCCCAAUGGCAACAAAUACGCCCUCAUAUUAAAGAAGGUGGAAUUACCUUUGGUAGAAGCAAAACAGUGUGAGAGUCUUUACAAACGUACGAUUCUUUCGAGUGCUUAUGUCCUGGAUAAAACCUUGACGUGUGCUGGAGGAGAGCAGGGAGUCGAUACAUGUCGUGGAGAUGGAGGAAGUCCACUAGUGUGUCCAAUUAAGGGUCAGCCUGAUAGGUUUGAAGUUGUCGGUCUGGUGGUUUACGGCUUGGAAUGUGGGACUGGAGGUCUGCCAGGAGUAUAUCUGAACGUUCCACAAAUUUACAACUGGGUCGGUCAACAGCUCGAAAAGGAAUCCUACGAAAAGACUUCAUACGUUUAUUAA